AUGUCCAACAAAAUUUGUACCCUCUCCCCCUCCACCAACAAGGUCAUCUUCGAACACCCUGGCAUCUCCCUUGACGAGGCCCGCCAGAUCGCCCAGGCAUCGCAAGAUGCAUUCCGCACAUACAAGCAGACAACGCUGGCUCAGCGCAAGGAGAUCAUCCUCAAAGCUCUGGACCUAAUUGCUGCCAACAAAGAGACGCUGGCUGAGGAGCUGACCACACAAAUGGGCCGUCCGAUUGCCUUUAGCGCAAAAGAAAUCGAGACCUUUCGCAAGCGCGGAGAUUACCUCCUCGACAUUGCGGAGGACAGCCUUAAGUCCCUCCCUGGUGCUCCUGAGAAUGGCUUCAGGAGAUUCCUCAAGAAGGAACCGGUUGGACCGACUUUGAUCAUCACCGCAUGGAAUUUCCCCUACCUAGUCACAAUCAACGCCCUUGUCCCCGCCCUCCUCGCCGGAAACACUGUCCUCCUCCGUCCAUCCCCUCAAACCCCGAUCUUUGGCGAGCGCCUUCUCCAAUACUUCACCGAAGCUGGUCUUCCUCCCAACGUCCUCCAGCUCGUCCACUGCGGCUCUCCGGAGGUGCUCGAUCAGAUCGUUCAGCUCCCCCAGAUCCAACUCAUCUCUUUCACUGGAUCUACGGCAGGUGGAUUCCGCAUCCGCGAAGCGACCGCGCGCAGAAUUGUCCCGGUCAACCUCGAGCUCGGAGGAAACGACCCGGCGUAUGUCCGACCGGAUGCAGACAUUCCAUAUGUAGCUGCGCAGCUCGUCGAUGGUGCUGUCUUCAACUCGGGUCAGAGCUGCUGUGCUGUUGAGCGGGUCUAUGUGCAUGCUGACGUGCACGAUGCAUUCGUGGAGGAGGUGAAGAAGGAGCUGGCUACAUACAAGCUCGGUUCCCCACACGACAAGUCCACUACCACUGGCCCGGUUGUCUCCCAAGCAGCGCUCAAGAACAUUCAAUCGCACAUCACCGACGCCGUGUCCAAGGGCGCCAUCAAUGCAACCCCCGAAAAUGCCAGUUUUGUGAACCCCCCGGCGGAAGGAAACUACCAGCCUCCUACUGUCCUGACUAAUGUCACUCAUGAGAUGGUGGUCAUGAAAGAAGAGACCUUUGGUCCUGUCAUGCCAAUCAUGAAGGUCUCCUCGGACGAGGAGGCGAUUACUCUGAUGAAUGACAGUGACUAUGGUCUUACGGCCAGUAUUUGGACGAAGGAUAUCAAGAAGGGAGAGGAGCUGAUUGACAGCUUGGAGGCGGGAACGGUGUAUAUCAACCGCUGCGAUUAUCCCAGUCCGGACCUCGCAUGGAUUGGGUGGAAGAACUCUGGUCUGGGAUGUACCCUGGGACCCCAGGGAUUCGAUGCAUUCUAUAAGCUGAAGAGCUUCCACAUCAAGGAGGCGCAGGCGUAA
Messenger RNA from Aspergillus sclerotioniger CBS 115572, 1401 nucleotides. Its product is annotated as aldehyde dehydrogenase family protein. Gene Ontology annotation, molecular function: aldehyde dehydrogenase (NAD+) activity. The transcript is spliced from 4 exons. The record is from RefSeq and is a predicted model, not a curated record. Lineage: Eukaryota; Fungi; Ascomycota; Eurotiomycetes; Eurotiales; Aspergillaceae. The coding region runs from base 1 to 1401 and encodes 466 amino acids.